AGCUUAUGAUAUCGACCAUCUGUUAGCAGGUAUGUAGCCUCCAUUUGUGGAAACGAGCAGCUUGCUGCCAUGUGAUCCACUACUGGGUUUAAAAGCUUAUGGCCCACAGAGAAGGAAAGAGUACACAAUUCCCCACUGACCCCAGUCUGAAGCACACAUCACAGGAUCUGGGUGCUACAUCCUAAACAUGUCAGACACAGAGGAUGCCACAUAUGAAGGACAACCAGAUGCAGCAGAGGAAAAUGAGGGAGAGGAGUCAAAGCCAAAGAUGAAGCCUGGUUUCGUGCCUGGCUUGGCACCUCCCAAGAUCCCAGAUGGAGAAAAAGUGGAUUUUGAUGACAUUCACAGGAAGCGUAUGGAAAAGGACCUGAAUGAGCUCCAGACUCUGAUUGAAGCUCAUUUUGAAAAGCGUAAAAAGGAGGAAGAAGAGCUUGUCAGUCUCACAGAUCGCAUUGAGAAGCGCAGGUCGGAGAGAGCCGAGCAGAUGAAGAUCAGAGCGGAGAGAGAAAGAGAAAGGCAGAACAAAUUAGCCGAAGAGAAAGCAAGAAAAGAAGAAGAAGAAGCCAAGAAAAAAGCUGAUGAUGAUGCAAGGAAGAAGAUGAUCCUGUCUAACCUGAGUUUCACUGGAUACAAGACACAGCCGGGAACAAAAAAACAAACAGAAAGAGAAAAGAAGAGGAAGAUCCUAAAUGAUCGGCGCAAGGAGCUAAACAUUGAUCACUUGAAAGAAGAAAAACUCCGGGAAAAAGCAAAGGAAUUGUGGGACUGGAUGCGUCAGCUAGAGGCAGAGAAGUUUGAACUUCAAUAUAAAUACACAAAGCAGAAAUAUGAGGUAACCGUGCUGAGAAACCGGGUCAGUGAUCACCAGAAAAUAUCAAAGAGCAGCAGAAGCAAGCGAGGCCUGAGGAAGUAACACCUGACAUCAGCUGGAGAGACGCUGGAAACAUUAGGCAUCCACAGAAUAUUGGGAAGAAUAAAAACUGCAUGAUCAUGUUUUCUGACAACUUGAACUUGAAAAAACUAAAUUAGAAUACUGGAAAUAGCACGAAAAUCACUCUUAAAAAUGUUAUUGUAAAAAUCACGUGCAUGCUGAGUUAAUUUGCAGAGGUGUAGCAGUAGACAGUUUCCAUCAGUAGACUGAUCAGGCAAUGUGUUGCAACUUAUUAAGAGCUUGUAAGAUGGUGAAGUACAAACAAACGUGAGGCUACUCUUUUACCUCUUGUAAGAAUGGUUUUGUGACUGCAAUGAACAUUAAAGACAAAAAAAAGCAGGAAAUAGUUAUUUUUAUGCAUGUGAUUCCUUUACUUAGUGAAUUUACGUAUUAAUCUCCACUCCAAUAAAAGGAUAAAAGG
Melanotaenia boesemani (Boeseman's rainbowfish) is the source of this 1352-nucleotide messenger RNA. RefSeq names its product troponin T type 2b (cardiac) (gene tnnt2b). The record is from RefSeq and is a predicted model, not a curated record. Lineage: Eukaryota; Metazoa; Chordata; Actinopteri; Atheriniformes; Melanotaeniidae. Gene Ontology annotation, molecular function: troponin I binding; troponin C binding; tropomyosin binding. Gene Ontology annotation, biological process: sarcomere organization; regulation of muscle contraction; cardiac muscle contraction. The coding region runs from base 188 to 913 and encodes 241 amino acids. Gene Ontology annotation, cellular component: troponin complex. The transcript has 13 exons.